ACGUCCACCUCUCUGAAAGCUCCCUCACAGAAAGUUAUUACACAGAAUGGUUAUAAAUUCACAGUCUGAGACGUUGUUUACGAUGGUUCUGAGUAGAUUUCGGCCUACAAAUCCAUUCUUGGUGGAGGGAUACGUAAUAUGCAGGGCGCUGUGAGGCAAAAUUGCACCCCCCCCCAAAAAAAAACAUAUUAUUUCUCACUAUUGUACUAUCAACAACAUUCCAUAUGAAAACUACCAAAGCUCAGAAGACACGUGUAGGCUCGCUGGCGGUUUUGGACGUUGAAUAAAAUGGAUAUAUUGGUGUUGUAGUCAUGGAGACGCCUGGUUCCUAUCACCACCACUGUACAAUGAACUGUUUCACGUCUAACCACUCCGUGCAGAAAUUUUAGGAAAAUGGGUGGGGUUGCCCUUCCACUUCAGCUGUAUGAGGAAGCAGAAACUCCGAGAAGUGGGAGGGGAGAGAGGGCAGGAGAAAAAAAAGAGGAGUGGCAGAAGAAAGAGAGGAAGAGGUCAGACAGGAGGGUGGAGAGUGUGACGCUUGGUCAGAGAAAGGGAGGAGAGAGAGAGAGAGAGAGAGAGAAAGGAAGAACUUUUCCGACACUUUUUUUUCUCCCCCUCCUUUUCGGUUUAAGCAGAUAUCGCACGGAAGAGAGCGUAAAGCAAACGAAAGCUGAGGAGAGCAGUUUGGAUGGGAGGUGAAGGAGGUGAAAGAGGAAGAGAGAGAGAGAGGGGGGGAGAGAGAGAGAGAGCGAAGCACAAACAAACCGCUGAGCAGCGCAGCAGAUGACAGCAUUAAAAAUUGACACAGUGUGAAGCCUGGGGCCUGUUGACAGGAGAGAGCCACUUCCUCCAGCAUGACGUCAGAACUGGACUCCAGUUUGACCAGCAUCGACUGGCUCCCUCAGCUGGGCGUCAGCACGCUGCGCUCCGGCAAGGAGAGAGGAGAGAGGAAGAGAGAGCGGGCCAGAGAGAGAGAUACAGCCGCCCCUCCGUCCAUCCCUUCCUCCUCCCCUCCGCCCGGCUCCAAAGGGAAGCCUCCGCACAGCUACGCCACCCUCAUCGCCAUGGCGAUCAGCUCCGCCCCUGAGAGGAAGCUGAGUCUGAACGACAUUUACACCUGGAUCAGUGACACAUUCCCUUAUUACAACAGAGCAGGACGAGGCUGGAAGAAUUCAAUUCGACACAAUCUCUCCCUGAAUAAAUGCUUCCGGAAAAUUCCAAGACCGCAGAGCGACCCUGGAAAGGGUUCUUAUUGGACCAUGGAUGGAUCACCUGACCAACUUCAGGCCAGAGGAGUUAAGCGACCAUAUUCUACAGACGAGGAGAUGAUUCCUGAAAAAACUCCAUUUACUGAAGACAAAGUACAUGUCAGUCAAGCAGAGCCCCUCCUACUUCCUCCAGACAUCAAAACUACUCUGUCCCCGCCUCCCUGCAAGCGCCCCCCUGCCCCGUUACACACGGCUACCGCCGCCUCUUUCCCAGCGGCUGAACAGCCGCUGCGCUUCUCCUUCAGCGACCUGAACAUGCCGGACCUCUACACCUCCUUUCAGUCGCUCUGUCGCUCCAUGAGAGAGAGAGUCACCUCGCAGUCGGACGCUCCAAUUACUCUCGGAAUACCCCAUGACAUCACGCCGCUCCACACACCGACCCUGCCACCUCUGUCUCCUCACCCCUGCCCCAACACUAACCUAAAUCCACACCUACACUCCUCCCCCACUGCUAACAGCACCAACCCCGCCCCCAACACUAACCCAAACCCACCUUCCGCCCUCAUCGCCAACAGCAGCACCAUCCUCGCCCCCAACACUAACCCAAACCCACCUUCCGCCCUCAUCGCCAAUAGCAGCACUGUCCCGCCCCCAACACUAACCCAAACCCACCUUCCGCCCUCAUCGCAUAGCACUGUCCCCGCCCCCAACACUAACCCAAACCCACACUCCGCCCCCACUGCCAACAGCACCAUCCCCGCCCCCAACACUAACCCAAACCCUCACUCCGCCCCCAUUGCCAACAGCACCAUCCCCGCCCCCAACACUAACCCAAACCCUCACUCCGCCCCCAUUGCCAACAGCACCAUCCCCGCCCCCAACACUAACCCUACUUUCUCUUCCAACCAAAACCCACAGAUCAACUCUGAGCCUGACAGGCUGCUACAUAACAACGUCGUUCCUGCAGACUGGUUCAGCCAUGCUGACUCGUUGAGAGAGAGUUUCAGGAUUGCGAGCAGUCUGGACUGGGCCAACAUUGAUCUCACCAGCCAUCCAGACCUGAUAGAGAGCAUGCGUCAGGCGGAGCUCUGCGACUGGGCGCUGGACCCGGCCCUCUUCACUUCGCUCUGCGACUCCCUCAACCGCUUCUUCACUCAGAAAGGCCUGAUUGGCUCCUCCUCAUCUGGCAGCCACCCCUCUCUGAGCCAGCUAGCUCAGCCUCAUGCCAACAUGCUGACAGCCGCUGCUCCGACUCUGGCUAGUUUAGCCCACCCGUCUCCGCUGAGCUUCCCGCCUCAGCUCCAGUCCUGCAGUGGUGGAGACCCUCUUCAGAGCCCCAGGAAAAGCCUGACCCCCCAGAUUCAGAUUCCACAGAGGAACCUCGAGAACCAGCCAGCCACCGGCCACCCUCUGCCUCCCAACGCUCUUCAAACGCAACCUCUGACGCCCAGAAGUCGCCCCCCGAUGAAGCAGCUCCACAGCAACAGCGAAGAGUUCCAGGACGACUUUGACUGGGACUCACUGGUGUGAAUAUAAGACGUUUUGACUGGUGACUCAAACACAUUUCAUCACUUGAAUAUAAACAAGGAGGAAAACCUGAUACCAGAGCUGGUUUAUGAGGAGUCUGGCCUCUUCUUAUUUCCCCCGUUAUAUCAAAAACAGGACUGCUAAACAGCAGAGGGCGCCCGAGAGCGAGUCCUCAAUGAAUGGGAGUGAA
Colossoma macropomum (tambaqui) is the source of this 2925-nucleotide messenger RNA. It is a transcript of the gene foxj2, whose product is annotated as forkhead box J2. Gene Ontology annotation, biological process: regulation of transcription by RNA polymerase II. Gene Ontology annotation, molecular function: DNA-binding transcription factor activity, RNA polymerase II-specific; RNA polymerase II cis-regulatory region sequence-specific DNA binding. Gene Ontology annotation, cellular component: nucleus. Lineage: Eukaryota; Metazoa; Chordata; Actinopteri; Characiformes; Serrasalmidae. The record is from RefSeq and is a predicted model, not a curated record.